AUGAUCCGGCGGCAGGAAAACUGUCUCUCCGUGUCGCACCGGCUCUGCCAGACACAGGCGCCUCCUGCAACAACGGGGCAGAUCAGCACUCGCCCAGGCCCCGGGCGCCCGACGACCGCGGCGGCGGCAGAGCCAGCGCAGCCCGUGCCUGCUGCGCCCGACGGCGGCGAGAAGCGCGGCGGGCCGCCGGAGCCUGACUUCCCGGCCGUGGAAAGGAAGAGGCGUAGGAGUGGGUGCGGGGCCGGCCGGCGAGGAGGGGCUGGGCCUGUGGGCUGCCCCCGCGUCACCGGGAGACGGGGGAGGGAACGGCUGCGGGCGGACGCCGGGCUCCUCGCUCCGCUCUGGUGCGGCCGACCGGGAGGAGAGGAAACGGAGGACGCCUCGCGCUCCCCGCAGGACAGCUAUUCCGUGUCGCCCGACGCCGCCGUCCACUCCGCCUCCCAGCGCGCCCCCGCGCCGCGAGCCCCGCCACCACGCGCCGCGCCAUCCGGCUCCGGCGAGGACGCGCCCACUCCCCUCCCCCUCAGCGGGAGCGGCCCGGCUUCCACCUACCCCACCCAGCGGGCUGGUCACUCGAGCGCCCAGGGCCCGUACCUCCCCUUCCCCCUCGGCCAGCGGGCCAGCCUCCCCUCCCUCCCCCGCCGUCCACACCCACGCGUACAGAGGGCCGGGGCCUCCCUCAAGCUGCGGCCGGGCCUCCUCCCCGCGCGGCGGUGGUACCUCCCCGGCCCUAUGGGGCUCACGCGCACGACACAGCGACAAGAUGUCCGCUCUGACGGAACUACUGCCAGCACCGCGCUCCGCCCCGCCCCCGCCUCUUCACCGCCGCGGAUCCGUCCGCCAACGCCGCCGUCGCGAGCGCACGACGAGACUAAGGGGUGGGGACGCUGUACUUCCCACGUCCGGGGCCGAGACUGUGUGCUACCCGCUCUCCCUUCUUUUCGGAACAGCACCUUCUUACUAAACAGAGCGGAGGUUGGACUGGGAGGGCGGGGGCCAGAGGCGGGUCAUGGGCUGGGAAGAAGGGUAGACGAGCGGCGGAAACCCUUAGACUGAGAGAAGCGUCGAGAACCGGAAGGAGACCACGACAGGAAGAUUAUGGAAGCGGCAGCUGCGCGGUCGAACCCGAAGCCCCUCCCAGCGGCGUCCCCCAAUUUCCUCACUUGGUACUGAGGCGGCGGAUCUCGCGAGAGACUCGUGGCUGGCUAACAGGAGCUGUAGGUCUGCAAUGACUUAAGGGCGGUUUUGAGCGCUCUUCCGGUUGAGGGUCCGCCCCCAAUCCGCAAGUUCUCGCGAGAGGCAGUGGGGUACCGACCCGAGCCGGGGCGGGCCGAGGCGGGGAAGCAGCGCCACUGCUUGGCUGUACCAGUGGGAGGGAGAGGAGAUGGAAUCCGCGGGACCAGUCAGAGCGGGCGCCCAAUGAGGAAUGUGCGGUGGGAGGUCCCCUGGAUUAAUUUCUGGAUACCUUUGGCCCAGGUGGACCCGGGCCUUUGAAGCUUCCGGUGGAGCAGAAGCCAGUGUACAGGGGUAGUAGGAAACAUUCCUACCUGCCCAAAGGGAACUCACAAUAUCCUGGAGAUCCAUGAAGAAAAGUCCUGGAGAAGCCAACUUGUGUUACCAUAAUCUAAACAAGCUUCUGUAUGCAAGUAUAAUGGAACAUGUUAAUGCUCUGGAAUAACAGAGGACAGCAGAUUGGGACAAAUUUGAGGUCAGAGUUCCUAACUUUUUUUGUGACACAAACCACUUUGGCAGUCUGGUGAAGCCAUGGACUCUUUUCAGAAUAAUGUUUUUAAAUUUAUAAAAUAUAAUUCAUAGCAUUAUAAAAGAAAACAUAGAGUCUCAAAAUAUUAAAGAUUUUUGACAUAAAAAUAUAUGUGCUUUAUUAACACAGUAAGAUCUAGUGGUGAGUCUAACAAAGAUCAAAUUUUUGAAAUAAUGAUGAAUAUAAAUGGUAUUUCCAGAGUUUGCAACAGUUGUAAUGUGAUAUAAAGUAUCUGUGGGUCCUAUUUGUAAAAGGUGAAAGAUUUACAAGGUGGUCUGAAGAGAAACCGGAGUAUGUAGGUUCUAUUUGUGAUACAUAUAUCGGCAUAGCUGUUUGUUGUUUAGAUUCAAAAUUGAGGGAAAUGCUACUUUUCAGUUAAAGAUUAGUAAAAAUAAGGAUGUAAUUUUUCCCCCCAUCCAAGUUCACACACACCCCUGAAUUUUAUCCAUGAACUUCAUGUUAAAAAAUCUUAGGUGGAGUCAAGUAGGUUUAUUCCUGUUGGAAAGCCUUGAAGGGACUGUGUAGUUUUAACGUAGAAUUAUAACUGAUAUUCAUAACAAUAGUGAUUCAUCAAGAAAAAGUUUAUCGCCAGUAUAUUCUAGUUAAGAAGGCAUGGAAGUGUGUAAUAGGUUUGGGAAAUAGUUUUAGCCUAUUUGUUGGGGUUUUUUUUGAUACUAUAAAAAGGCACUCGAUGGAAAAUUUACUUAUCCAGAAUGAUUCAUUUCCCAAGCAAUCUGGAUAAUUUAGAUUUUACUGUAUCACUCUUAUUUAUUUGCACCUACCUUUGCAAAUAAGAUGUGGUGGAAGAAUUUCAAAAUGAAAAGAAAAUACUGUAUAUUUAAAAAUCUUAAUGUGUUAAUUAUUAUUUGAAGUACUCUGUGCUGGGUCCUUGAAUUCAUUAUCUCAUCAAAUCCCCAUUUUACAGAUGAAACACUCAAGGUCAUACAAUUAUUAAGUAGUAGAGCCAAGAUUUAAACCUAGGCAGUCUGACCUCAAAGCUCACACUCUUAACCAUUAAGCUAUUUAUUUUUUAUCCCUUUGACUAUUAGCAAACAUUAAUUUGCCCACUAGUGCAGCAAAUACGUAUUUGCUGCCUCAAAUAUUGAUGCAUUCCUUAGUAUUCCAAGUAAAAUUCCACCCAGUGACUAAAAGGAAUUUUCUAAAUGCUUCCUUUGCAGCGGUAUUGCUUAUAUCCAACACCACCUUUAAAUAAGUGGGCUACCAGUUGGGGCUGGAAAAUAGUUUGUUUUACAGAAAUAUUUGUUGUAAUAGAGUUUUGCUUAGAAGAUGAAGAAAUUCACUCAUGCAUUUUUCUGCCUUACAAACAAACUUUCACAUCUGAAAUUAAACCUUUGUUUUAUAAUAGUGUUGCUGUAUUUUUUAUAUUGAUCACUGUCGAGAUUGUGUACAAGAAAUGAUGACACAAAUCCUAAUAUAUGAAGUUCUAGAUUAUCCAUGCAUAAUGGAGACAAGUAGUUGUGUAAUCCCAAAUUCAUUUUUAUUUGGCACGGAAGUGAAUUUAUUGGUUGAUUAGGCUUUCUGUUUGUUUGUUUGUAUUUACACUAGCAAACUUACAUUUCUACUCAAUUUUGCUAAGGUUAAAAUUAAAAAGAACAUGGCCUAGAAGUAUUUUGAUGCUUUAGGAGGCAGCCUAGGAUUAGCUCAAACUUUAAAACACUAUUCACAUAUUUAGUCUUAUAUAGAGAGCCCACUUUACAGUUGCAAAUUAAGUUAAAACUGACUUUCACUCAUUUGACCUAUUUGAAUUACAAUGGUAGAAAUGUCUCCAUCUGAAAAAAAGAAAGGAAAAUAAUCACGUUUUUUUAUAUUGCAAUCUGCAAUAUGCUAAAAAAGAUAUGGUCUUUAUACUGAAAGAAACAUUUACAUUCAGAAAUUAAUAAAGAUACAAACAUGUUGAAAAGAUGAGCUAAAAACAGUCCCUUACGUUUUAGUGAAUAUUAUAUUGAAGUCUCAGAGACUUUCUAAUUAUGGCAGAUGAGAUGUUCUUGCAUGAAUUGGCAUAAAGCAUGAGAAAAAUAUAAAGGAUCGAGAAAAGCAGUAUAAAAGUGGCAGUGAAAUAACUCAUCCAAAUAAUGAAGACAUGCCAAUGUCUUAAUGUUAUGUGAAUGCAUCAGUGAAGCCAGGGUUCACUAUUAUUAUGAUAACUUGAGUACAGGGAUUAAUUAAAAUAUACUUGUGAAUAGAUAGAGUUAACAUAGAUUAGUGCAUAUACUUAUGUUUAUUAGUAUUGCAUCUAUGUUUUCAGAUCUUUGUAACUGUCAUGGAAUUUUAUAAUUUGCUAAAGACACUGGCUCUAACACAGUGUAUGCCAUUUUAUUAGUUUAAUUAAAUUGUAAAUGCUGUGGUCCAGAUUUUAUAUUCAGAAUCCAUGUUUACGUAUUCUGCUUGGAAUUCGUCAUUGGGAGCCCAAGUGUUAUUUCAUAUUGUUUGCCUAAAAAGCAACUUAGUUUCUAUACCUUACCAGAUCAGAAUCUCAUUUUUAUGAUCAAGACAAGUUAACAUGGUUUAGGAAACUUUACUAUUUCAUGCCAAGGACAUCACUUUGACCUUAAAUUAAGAUGGUUUUUGGCACAUAAUGAACCAUGCACAAAUGUUUGAGCUAAAAAUAAAUUUGAGCAUUUUCCACAUAAGAACUUGUACACAUGAAUGUUCAGAGUAGCAUAUUCAUAAUAGCCAAAAAGUAGAGACAAAUCAAAUGUCCAUUAGCUGAUAAAUAGAUAAAUAAAAUGUGGUACAUCCAUGUGAUAGAAUAGUAUUAGUUAAUAAGAACAAAUUAAUGAUACAUGCUACAACGUGUAUCUUGCAGCUUGAAAAUAUUCUGCUAAGUGAAAAAAGCCAGACACAAAAGGCCACAUAUUGUAUGAUUCCAUUUAUAUAAAAUGACUAGAAUAGGCAAAUCCAUAGAGACAGAAAGAUUACUGGUUGCCAGGGACUAGGGGCAGGGGAAAUGGGGAGUGACUGCUAAUCAUUAGUAUGGGGUCUUUUUGGAGGAGGUGAUGAAAUGUUCUAAAAUUAGGUAAUGGUGAUGGUUACACAACUCAGUGAAUAUACUAAAACCCACUGAAUUGUACAUUUUCAAAGAGUAGAUUUUAUGGUAUCUGAAUUAUCUCAAUGUAGAUUUUUAAAAAAAAAAUAAUUUGGAACUAAAAUGUGAAAUCAGUCUAGAAGCUUAUUAUUAAAUAUUUUCAAUAUCUCAUCAUACUUUUCAGGUUACCAAUGAUAAAUGAGAUAUAGUAUCCUUGUAAAAUGUGAAAAAUUUACAGCCAGCAAGAGGCUUUUCCUUCAGUAUAAAUAACGUUGUUGUUUAGAUUUGGUUUUAAUAUAAUAAUAAGCAUUUGCUGUCAAUUAGUCUUAAAUUUGGAGGUAUUUUCAUCAAUAUUAUUUGCUUAUUAAAACAUAGUGAUUAAAAAUUAAUUUUAAAUAGCAUUUUGUUGAAAUUAAAAGUUCAUAAUUAUGACCAGAAAUAGGAGAAUACCUGUGAUUUUGGCAUAAAUAUAGAAAAAUUUCUUUAAAAUUUCAAAUCAAGUAGGUUGAAAAUUGGGGGUAAAUCAUCUAGGUAAGGAUUUUGAGGGUUAGGUACUAUCAAAUGACAAAAUGAAACAAUUUAGUAACAGUUCCACGUCCUUUAUUCAAGGGAAAACAAUCCAUGGAUUGGUGUGGAGUACAGUCCUCACAAGCAGUGGACCGCUCUUUUGGAGGAUUUUGGGCAGGAGAGAGUUCCACAGACGUUAGAAUAGGCAACGUGGAAAGGGGCAGGGCGGGCUAGGAGGUCAGGAUUUCCUGGUAAGGCUGGUGGGUCCUCUUUUCUAGGGUAAGCUAGCUAAAGCUGAGUUGGAGGAUUGUGAUUGGUGUACGUUAGGUUUCCUAGACAGGGAAGUGUUUCCCUAAAUGCAGGCUGACUUAGGUUUAGAUUUGUGAGGUGAGCCUGGCCACUGGGGGGAGCCUCCAUUUUGUGGGUCCCAGUGUACGAAUUAACUUGAUCAGUACUUAAAAAGGAAUUCAAAUUAAAAUUACUUUCCAACAAUAAUUAUAAUCUUUCUUGCUUCAAUAACAAUAUAACAAAUCUUAAAUAAACAGAGAUGGGUUAUGAUUUAGACCAGAAAUGAUCAUUGUUUUACCAACAUUGGAUUUGACUAUUUAAUAUAUCUGGUGCGCAUUCUUUAGUAAGAUAGUGAUGAUAAAUUUAAAAUUUUUCUAUUAAAGAAUUUUAAGUUAGGGGCCGGCCCUGUGGCCUAGUGGUUAAGUUCGGUGCACUCCACUUCCACAGCCCUGGUUUGGUUCCUGGGUGUGGACCUACACCACUUGUUCGCAGCCACGCUGUGGCGGCGAACCACAUGCAAAAUGGAGGAAGACUGACAUAGAAGUUAGCUCAGGAUGAAUCUUCCUAACGGGGGGAAAAAUUUUAAGUUAGGAGUGAUUAUGGAAAUGUUAUACAAAGUGGUGCUAAAGGGUCAGAUCUAUAUAGCAUCUAAGUGACUUAAUGGAGCCACUUAUGUGAGGCUUUUGGUUUUUAAUACAUACUGUCUAGUACCUGUUGAUGUUUUCAUUGCACAGAAGCCUUGAUUUAACCCCGGGCACUAAAAGAAAGAAUGAAACUUACUAAGAAAAAUUCCACUACACCUAAAAAAAACUUAAAGAAUUUAGCUUAUUUGGUGUUGAAGAAGUGUGACAAUUUCAGAGAUAUCCUAUCAUCAAAGCAUAUUAAAUCUCAGAGCUAAUGAUUAAGUAAUGAUUAAGUAAUAUGAGAUUGGGCUUUACCAUGUAUGCCUGGUAAGAGAACAGAAUGAUACAGAUUCCCCAUCUUACAAAAGGACCCAUACAAAAACAGAGAGCUGUGGGUGCUACAAUGCUUGAAAUUCAACUCUCCCAGAGUAAUGUAGACAAAAAGCCCUGAGAGUUUAAGAUAUAAUUAGAUAUUCACAGGUUUGUAUUUAUUUAGCUUUUCCUUCUUUCUAUUCUGCACUAAUGGAGAGAAGAGGAAGAUGACUCUGGGGCAUUUUAGGGGUGGGGCUAAAUGUCUGCCCUGGAUAGGGCUAUAAUUAGGGACAGAAGGCAAGGCAAGGACACUGGAGACCAGAUAGAGAGGUGUGCAGAGAGAAGUUGAAGGGAAAUGUCAAUGGAAACUUAAACUGUUCUUGGGGGAACUGGGAAUGAGGAGGAAACCUUUUUUUCCUUCUUCCUCCUCUUUGCGCAAGCACUACAAGGUCUCCUACCCUAGAGCACAAAAUUCAGGCUACCACCAUUAUGGUGGUUCAGUUUUUCAUAACUUAAUUUGCCUUUUUUGUACAUGCUAGCUUGAAAUGUAGUCACUAUAACAUUGUUCAUGUAUAAUAGUGCAUUCUGCAUUCCAAAAAGCCGCCUUAUUUACAUAGUUUUAAAAAACAUCCCUUGAUAAUAUGAGAGUGCUUUUGAGGAAGGUUGAGGCAAGACCAAGAGACUGUCAUACAAUGUGUCAGUCAGCGAUAUUUAGGUCUGACUAGGCUAAGUGGAGGUCUUUUAGGUUUAGGCUGAAUUGUAGAUGUAAUGGAGAUCUGUUAAGAGAAGCACUCCCAUCUUCCUAAAUGUUCACUUAAAAAAAUUUAUUGAAUGCCUAUUAUGUGCUAGGCGCUGAGCUAGAUGCUGAAGAUACAUAGAUGAAAGACCCAGAUGUCACCUAGGAAAGUCUUUUAACUGGAGAGACCAUUAAGGAUCAAGCAGUCACCACAGAGUGUGUGCAGUGACAUCACCGUGUGCACAGAGUAAUAUUAAUGUACCUAAUUCAGCUGGAGGUAGUCAGGGAAAGUUUCUCUGCAGAACAGAGUUCUUUAAAAAAAUGAAAAAAAAAAGGAGGCAUAGCUGGUAACAGAAAAGGGAGGAAGGCUCCUAGGCAGAGGGAACAAAGUCAAGUCUCAGAGAAAUAAGUUUCCAAAACUUAUUUUGGAAAGUAAGUUUCCAAAGUUCUCUGGCUGCAUUAGUGUGUGUGGGUGUAGGGGUGGGGGGGGAUGAAUGAGAAGAGAUGAAAAGAGUCAAAACAGUUGCAAGACAAGGCCGGAUGUCAUGUUAAUGAGUUCAGAGUUUAUCCUGAAGGGUAUGAGAUGGGGGAAUUGAAUUUUUAGCCUAAAAAAGCCUUGAUCAGAUUUUAAUCACAAAAAGAUAACUGAUAGCAAUGUGGAAGAUGUAACAAAAGCGUGUGUUGGGAUGGAGACUAGAGGCAGAGAGGCCACUUGGGAUGCUAUUGAAAUAAUCUGGAUGAGAUGUGAUUGUGAGAAAGACCUAAAGUAGUUGCAGGAAUUGCACUAAGGACCCAUAGUACAGAAGGUAAAUUUAGUCUAUUUACUGGGUAGAGCUUACCUUAAGAAAAAAAAUUUUUGAGGCUCCCCCUCCAAUUAUUUUUAUUAGAAUGUUAUAGUAAAAUCAUAUAUAUAUAACAUUACAAUAAACUAAUAACAUUAUAAUAAAUAUAACUUAAAAUAUAAUACUUGUUAUGAACUUCAUAUGUUCUUAACUCUUAAAGGACUGAAACUAAAGUGUAUAUAUUAAAUGUGGAAAAAUACACACUAAUAAAAUUAAUAUCUAUGUACUACUUGAUUUUUAUUUUAUUUUCUUCAAAUUAAAUUCCCUCUUGAAACAUAAAUAUAGAACUAACUGCCACAAUUUAGGUUGUUUUAAAUUUGGCAUGUCUGGGCCGGCGCUGUGGCUUAGCGGUUAAGUGCGCGAGCUCCGCUACUGGCGGCCCGGGUUCGGAUCCCGGGCGCGCACCGACGCACCACUUGUCCAGCCAUGCUGAGGCCGAGUCCCACAUACAGCAACUAGAAGGAUGUGCAGCUAUGACGUACAACUAUCUACUGGGGCUUUGGGGAAAAAUAAAUAAAUAAAAUUAUUUAAAAAAAAAAUAAAUAAAUAAAUUUGGCAUGUCUGUACUAACUGCUGUGUUCCAUAUAUGAUGACCAGUUUUCCCUACUAGAACCUUUUAGGAGACGGUUAUUCAUUCUCUCACUGAUGUCACUUGGCUUUCACGUGGCCAGAAAAAAGCAUUUAUUAUCUGUUUCUCUUCUCAUUUGCCUAAGACAAAGUACUGUUACAUUGUGCCAACAAGACCAUAAACCUAAACACAAUACAGGCUCUGGAAUCACGUGGCAGUACUUAGUUAUAAGUGGGAAUCAAGGUGAUCCAGACUAUGCUGUAUUAAUUAUUAUAAAUGAAAUCACAAAAUAGAAAAAAAUUUGGUAAAGAAUUCAAAGAUUCCAGUUUGAGAAACUGAUGUGGAGGUUAUAAAAAUCCUUUUGUCGCAUACCUAAAGUCGAAUUUGUUGAAUCUGACUUUGUGACUCUUGAGUAGAGUCAAGAAAAGCUAUGCAGGUAGGACAGAUAAACUUGAUUCUAAAGUGAAAGUAAAGGGAGAAAGAAAGGGCUUAGAUGUAUUUUAAGGUUCAUUCCUGUUCUGGAACUCAGAACAUAAUUUCUUAUAGAAAAGUAGUUAGAUUCCAGGUCAGUCCACAAAGGGUUAUGUUCUAAAUCCAACCUCUCUAUAUGUGUUAUGUUCCUAUAAGAAAAUGCUCCAGAGUUUCAAACUGAUAUUGCAGGAAUGACCUACCCCUCUGCCCAUCAGAAUGAGGCAUACUACCUUUCUAUUUUAUUAGUGAGAAAUUCUCCUAGCUUCAAGCAACAGGUAUGAGUUACUUCCUAUUGCUUAUUAGGGCAGGUACUCAAGCAGAGCAGGAAGAAUUGGACUCAUGGUAAAAUCAUAUUGAGUGGUUGGAUGAAACCUUUAGAAAGUUGGAGUUUAGUGGCCAAGGAAUCUGUACAUUUAACCUUGGGUGUCACUGUAUGGUUUGGUUUGGCUCUGAGACCUCCUUCUUUUCUUUUUUAGUGCCAGAUUGGUUCACUCACAUUCCUCUCCACUGCUAUUAUCAAUUGCUUCCUAACAGGAAACAACGAGCUUUCUUUCUAUCCUGCUCACUAUGGAAAAGUAUAAUCUCACAGGAUUCUCUUUUUCCUUGUACUUUUUAUUCCUAAAGCAAGUAUGCGCCCUCUUGAGUUUUCAUAAGGGUUUUUAUUUCUGGUUAUAGAACUUUAGUAUUUAUAUAUAAUUAUAAGCAAGCAGCUGAAAGUAUGAAGGUCAGCAGGAGAGUAGUUAAAGUGAUAAAGAGGUGAAGAACUCAUAUUUGAUCCUGGUUUCCUUUCUACCACCACUCUCAAACCCCUACUCAACAAAUUAGACUCAAUAGACAAAGUCACAAUUUAUUCAACUAUAUUUUAAAGGAAGAUUAGAAAUGGGUAUUGUAAUAGUUUUCUUGAUGUAACAAAUUAGUACAAACUUAGUGGCUUAAAACGACACAGUUAUCUUACAGAUUUGGAGGUCAGAAGUCUGAAAUAGGUCUCACUGGUCUAAAAUCAAGGUACAAGCAGGGUUGGUUCCUUUCUGGAGGUUCUAGGUAGAAUCUAUUUUCUUGCCCUUUCCAGCUUCUUGGCCACCAGCAUUCCUUGGCUCCUGACCCCCUUCCAUCUUUAAAGCCAGCAGUGGCUGGUUGAGUCUUCCUCAUAUCACAUCACUCUAACACAGUCUUCUGCCUCCUCUCGUUUAUAAGGACCUUUGUGAUUAUAUUGGGCCUACACAGAUAAUCUGGGAUAAUCUCUUCGCUUGAAGGCCAGAUGAUUAGCAAUCUUAAUUCUCCCUUGCUAUGUAACAUGACAUAUUCACAGGUUCCAGGGACUGGGAUGUGGACAUCUUUGGUGGGGGAGGACAUUAUUUUGGCUACUACAGCUAUGUAUGAUUCAUUGGGUACUCUUGUGGUUAAGAGCAACUUCUUCCCUUCCCUCUAUCAUUCCCACUUUAUUCAUCCAAAAAUAUUUGACUACCCACUCAAAAUAUCAGAUGGCAAAUGGUAUAGAAAGUUCAAAUAUACUAAGGAUUAGAAACCUGUCAACUGAAUUUUGUCACCGAUGACUCCGAAUUUCAGUGAGGUAGUGUUGACAUAAUUUAAAUUUAAGUAGGUUGAGGAGUGAAUGGAAAGUAAAAAAAUGGAGAACUUGGGCCAUGAUAGGAAACUAGAAUAUAGGGUAUUAGCUUAGAGGUCAGGGUCAAAGGACAUUUUUUUAGAAUGGGAGAGAUUUGAGUAUGUUUAUAGUCUAGAGGGAGUCAUGAGAGAUGAGAUACAGAACAGAGGGAUUACAGAUGGAGCCAGUUUCUUCACAAGAUGUGACUGCAGGUCAAAAAGAGAAUAUUUGAUUUUGAACAAGGGGUAAACCUAUUGGACACUGGAGGGAAGAUUAGAAAAGAUAAAUUUUAGGUGCGAGGAGGCAGGAAGUUGACCAUUAGUACUCAAUGUUCUCAACUUUCUUAGUAAGAUAGGAAGAAGGGCUGUGUGACGACACUGAGUUGGACAUGAGAAAAGUAGGUAAGUUUGGAAUCACUCAAGAGGGAAACUGAAGAACCAACCAAAGAAAAGAAGAAAGGCCUUGUUAAGGGCCUGAAGUAGGAGAUCAUGAAUUUGUAGGGGCAAUUUUCUAUGUGGUUGUAUGAUUUUUUUCCCUCAGCCUUUAGAAUCCUUACGUGUGUGUGUUUAAUACCCAUAGGCUUUGUUAGUAAAGCCUUGUAUUUCUAAUCAAUGUGUGAAUAUGUAUAUAAAAUCAGUGCUUUUAAAAAAUGGUACACUCUAGUACAUUAUAUUGGUACUUUUUAGUGGAAAAUUAACAUCUCUUCUCAAAAAUUAAUGUUCCCUGGGCCCGCCCCGUGGCUUAGCGGUUAAGUGCGUGCGCUCCCCUGCUGGCAGCCCGGGUUUGGAUCCCGGGCACGCACCGACGCACUGCUUGCCUGGCCAUGCUGAGGCCGCGUCCCACAUACAGCAACUAGAAGGAUGUGCAACUAUGACAUACAACUAUCUACUGGGGCUUUGGGGGAAAAAUAAAUAAAUAAAUAAAAUUAUUAAAAAAAAAAAAAUUAAU
Messenger RNA from Diceros bicornis minor, 11706 nucleotides. Its product is annotated as collagen alpha-1(I) chain-like. Bases 1 to 1056 code for a protein of 351 amino acids. Lineage: Eukaryota; Metazoa; Chordata; Mammalia; Perissodactyla; Rhinocerotidae. The transcript is spliced from 2 exons. The record is from RefSeq and is a predicted model, not a curated record.